CAACAGAGACAGGUAUAUUAACUGUGACCCGAGCCGCUAACUACACUGCGCCAUCAGGCACACUUUUUAUACCCAGCAGGAUUUUCAGAGGUUGUUUCCCGGCCAUGGGGGACCCGCUGGCCUUCACGGAGCAGAACACAGAGCGCAUCCUGGCAGUGCAGGCUCUUUUCGGCACUUUGGGGAAGCCCUUGGCCAAGCCAGGCCGCGUGCUGGUCGGAGAGGGGUACCUGCUGAAGCUGUGCCGUCGCAGCCCACAGCCAAAGGCCUUCUUCCUCUUCAACGACGUGCUGGUGUACGGCAGCGUGGUCAUCCUGGGCCGCUGGUACACCAAGCAGCAGGUGCUCCCGCUGGAGGCCGUGUCCCUGGAGGACACGGAGGACGGGCUGCUCAUGAAGAACCAGUGGAUCAUCCGCACGCCCCGCAAGUCCUUCUACGUGUCGGCGGCCUCGCCCGAGGAGAAGCAGGCCUGGAUGGAGCACAUCAGGGAGUGCCGCGCCGAGAGGCUGCGCCUCACGGGCGGCCCGGCGGAGACCCGCUUCGCCGCCGUCUGGGUGCCCGACCGCGCCUCGGCCAUCUGCAUGCGCUGCUGCACGCGCUUCAGCCUGGCGCAGCGCCGCCAUCACUGCAGGCACUGCGGAUUCGUGGUGUGCAGCGCCUGCUCCAGGACCCGCGCCCUCAUCCCCGACAUCUCGCCCAAGCCUGUGCGCGUCUGCCAGCCGUGCCACGGGAGCCUGCAGGCCCGGGGGCCCCCCACGGCACCGCGCCCAACCCAAACCGGCCGCAGCCGCGGGCAAACCUCCACCGAUGAAGGUGAGCUCUCGUACGAACCGUCCUGUGUGGAGGACAACGAUGGACAGGGCUAUGAAGACACUUCUCCCAGUCAGUGGGACCCACUGAACCUUGUCCGGCAGAACUCGUGGUCACCAUACAUAGAUUUAACUCUCCAGAUCACGGACAUGGGCAACGUUUAA
Molecule: messenger RNA, 971 nt
Organism: Conger conger (European conger)
Lineage: Eukaryota; Metazoa; Chordata; Actinopteri; Anguilliformes; Congridae
Product: pleckstrin homology domain-containing family F member 2-like
Exons: 2
Coding region: 105-971 (288 amino acids)
Molecular function (GO): metal ion binding; phosphatidylinositol binding
Source: RefSeq, a predicted model, not a curated record